CGCGCCCCGCGGCUGCCGAGUGCUCGAGCCGCACGGUGGGUCCCCGCGCCCGGUGCGCGGAGGCGUGCGGAUGCCGUGCCGCCCUCGCCCGCGCAGGCGCCUCGGCAGCCUGGCCGCCAGCGCGCGCGGGGCCCGCUCCCCUCGGGGAUGCUGCCGGUGCCGCCCGACGGAGCAGCCGCCCUUGCACAGGGCGCCUCGCCCUCCCAGCCGGCGCCCUGCGGCCUGGCCCUCGCGGCGCCCGCCGAGCAGCCGCCGUCCCAGCAAGCCGCGCUCGCCCUCCCCGAGGACGCCGGCGCCUGCGGCGCUUGCGGCGCCUGCGGCGCCUGCGGCGGCUGUGCCUGCGGCGGCUGUGCUGCGGCUCUGGGGCAGGACAUCGGCUCCUGCGGCGCCUGCGGCGGCUGCGGCGGCUGCGGCGUCUGUGCCUGCGGCGGCUGUGCUGCGGCUCUGGGGCAGGCCAUGCCAGCUGUCACCCCGAUGAUGCAGGUCCCGCUGGUCAGCCCGAUGAUGCAGAUGCAGAUGCAGAUGCAGAUGCAGAUGCAGAUGGCCCAGAUGGCGCAGAUGCAGAUGGCGCAGCAGAUGGUACAGAUGGCGCAGAUGCCCAUGAUGUUCCCCGUGCAGAUGAUGCAGGCCGUGAGCUCGAUGUUCUGACUUGCUGAAGCUUCCCAUAAGUUUUGCUCUCUGUUUAUGCCUGUCCAUUGUUUCCCCUGCCCCUUUCUUCCUCCUCCAUACAUGCUCUUCUCUUCCUCGAUUUUCUGUCCCUGCUAUUGUUGCUCUGUCUCCCCCUGGCUGUUCCUCUUUCUGCUCAUCCCCAUUCUUUCACUCCAAUCCUCCCACUCGUGGGAGUUGACAGGUCGCCCCGAGGAGGCAG
This is a messenger RNA of Prorocentrum cordatum, 868 nucleotides long. Lineage: Eukaryota; Dinophyceae; Prorocentrales; Prorocentraceae. The record is from the annotation of a GenBank genome assembly.